This is a messenger RNA of Mycena citricolor, 273 nucleotides long. NCBI's taxonomy places the organism in Eukaryota, Fungi, Basidiomycota, Agaricomycetes, Agaricales, Mycenaceae. The record is from the annotation of a GenBank genome assembly.
AUGGUCUUAUUGAACGGCGACAUCAUGGUGAAGCUGCAUCUGUCAAUCUCAAAGCUGUGGACGCAGAACAUAAACAUUUGGUCAAGAUCUGUUCCAGCUAUACUCCUGAAGACAUCUGGAAUGCUGACAAGACCAGCUUUUUCCAUCAAUGCCUCCAGACCGGACCCUUUGUACUGUGCCAAUGAAUGGGACCAAGCAGGACAAGUUCUGCAUCUCUGCUCUUGUGGUUUGCAACUCAACAGGCACAGAGAAACUGAACUUGAUGUUCAUUGA